Molecule: messenger RNA, 3368 nt
Organism: Monomorium pharaonis (pharaoh ant)
Lineage: Eukaryota; Metazoa; Arthropoda; Insecta; Hymenoptera; Formicidae
Product: ras-related C3 botulinum toxin substrate 1
Exons: 3
Coding region: 998-1855 (285 amino acids)
Biological process (GO): small GTPase-mediated signal transduction
Molecular function (GO): GTPase activity; GTP binding
Source: RefSeq, a predicted model, not a curated record
AUAAAAUAUAUAAUAAUUAGAAAAGUACAGAUAUUUUAAUUUAUAAAAAGAUAGGUUUCUAAAAGAAAGGAUAAAUGAUUGAAUUUACAGCUUUACUGUUACUAUUUUGUUAUUUACUAAUAUUACAAAAUACAAAUCAAAUUGUCUUUUCGUCGAUGACAAGAGAGAAGGAGACAGCGAAUAGUCGCUCUUCGUCAAUUCAAUCACUCUCGACGCGAAAAGUGCUGCUGCCAUUGCCAGCCGUUUCCAUGCAUGUGCAGCACGCUAGCUGCAAAGAUUCCGAACUGGCAUCAACAAUGGUCACACGCUUACGUAUAGCGUUUCAAAGUAAUGACCGCGAUGCAAUACACGUGUGUUCGAAAGAGUUGAAGGACGCGACGCGGUGCGCGCGCUGCCGCACAGGCAACAUGCAUACGUCACAUCACCUGUAAAUCCUGUAAUGUGCAUUCGUGUAGCGGCUAUACGUGCAUGUGCGUGUGUUCACACGCGAGUACGCCGACAUCGGCGGACGUGCUCCAGGAGGCGGGGGCGCGGUAACAGGUGGCUCCACGUCGCGGCAGGUGAAUCGUCUGACCAGAUCACUUCGGACUUGGCUUUUUUUGUGUUGCGCUGUGUUGCGCCUUGCGCCUCAACCACCGGGCUCCCCCGUUCUCUCUCUCUCUCUCUCUCUCUCUCUCUCUCGUUCCAAGUAGUCACCCAUUGUUUUCGCGCUGCUUAUCUCGGUCUUCGCUCAUUCCCGCCCCGACCCGCACCAGGUGAGACCGAGCAGCCAGCCGUAUUUCCCAGCAUCCUUCCCCGACGACGACGUCACUGUUUUCCCUCGUGCGAAGGAAUGACGUGCACGACGGUGCGACAUUGCGGCCGAACGGCACCCUGAGGCGAGUCAACGUCGUCGUCAACGAGAAGGCGGAGCGCGUUGUCGUUGUCGCCGUCGCUGCGUGAGGAAGAAUCCCGUCGCAUCCGUGUUGACGGCGCGCCACCCUCGACAAACGAUCGCAUGAAAGGUCGCUCAAGUAGUAAGAUCAAAAGCGAAACAAUGCCGCCGUCCUCGCACACCAAUUGGACAAGGCCGUUGCUCAAGGGCGGACAGACCACACAGAUGCAGGCCGCCAGGCAGCAGCAACUGACGAUGGCGACAACGACAUCCUCGUCGAUGACCGUCGGAUGCAUUGGAGCACAGAAUCAAAAUCUCGUAGAGCAUCCCGCAACGCCACUCGACAAGAGGAUCAAGGUAGUCCUGGUGGGCGACGGCGAAGUCGGCAAGACCAGCCUGGUAGUCUCAUACUCCACCAAUGGCUUCCCUGGGGAAUAUGUGCCAACUGCGUUUGACAAUUACAACGUGGUGGUAAAUGUCGAUGGACAACCACUAAACGUCCAGCUGUGUGAUACUGCAGGCCAGGAUGACUUUAACCCACUGAGAUCAUUGUGCUACCCUGAGACAGAUGUGUUCCUAGUUUGCUUCAGUGUAGUAUGUCCUACAUCUUACAACAGCGUGGCUUCCAGGUGGAUCAAUGAAGUGCGAAAAUACUGUCCCAAUGCUCCAAUUAUUUUGGUUGGGACGAAAAGUGAUUUGAGAGCGGACGUGCGUCUGAUGCUGCAGCUAGCGAGAUACGGUCAGGGACCCAUCACUACUAUUCAGGGUCAUCAAUUGGCACAUAGGCUAGGCGCCGUCAGUUACGUAGAGACGUCCGCGUUGACGCAACACGACCUCAAGGAGGCCUUUGAUCAGGCAAUAGUCAGUGCCCUCAAUACACGGCGCGGAGGUGCCAGUCUACUUUAUCGGCGUAGGAAGCCGCCUCCGCUGUGGCGUAGAUGGUUGUGCUGCUGGGAACGGCCAUCCUCAAGCGAGACCUAAACACAAUUCUAUUUUUAAGUGUUAGGCUCUAAUAACUUCUUUAGAAUCCCUCUCUGUGAUCAUUGGUGGUCGCCCUCCUUUCUGUCAGAAUCGUCAUAGUCCUCAGAGCAUAGCAUACUCGGUAGCUGCGUUGGUCGAGGAUUAUAUUAUCUCGUCGUAAAAAUAGAACAGCUAAAGUACUUUGUUAUUUAGAUUUUAGGCAGAACGAUACUAUUAAUAGGUACUCGCGCAAACAAGAGCCGAGAUCAACUCCGUGGUUACACGCGAUACUUCAACGUGAUUCACUCAUUUCCAUGUAUUACCCAACAUUUUAUCAUUUUUAUACAUAUGUCAAAUGCGUUUUUCACGCAUUUACAAACUAACAAACUGCCAAAAGAACGCCAAAAUAUGAUAUUAACUGAUAAAACCGUGCCGAAAAUCAUCGUGCUAACUCAUGAGAAUAAACGAUUCGUAGUUAGAAGUUGUUCGGCGGUUUCGCGGUACCAUUUAUGAAUAUACUUUACGAGCGACUUCGUCGGGAACAAACGUUAGUUGAACUAGCAAUUCUGACAGACGGAGCGAGCGAGUGCUGCCUGCUCGUAAAAUUCCUGAGGCCGCGCACGGCAUAAUUUAUUGUAAUAUUAAUCAUUAUUUUCGUUACUAGCAUAAUGAUUGGCUACUCGCUGGUUGUGAUUUUUCGUGUACGUAAUAUCCUUGUUUUUCAAUUGUCGCGGUAAAGAUCGGUUCUUUCCCACAUUCUCUCUAUCCUCUCCUUUAUCAAGGAUAUUAGGUGGCCCUUAUUUUGUGACCACCAUAGUAAUGUAUAACAAUUGUAUAUUUUUUACUUGUUGCGACCUCUCGUAUAUAUAUAUAUAUAUAUAUAUAAAUAUAUUUAUUUUUUAAUAUCUCUUUGAUAUAUCGGUAUUUUAGUAGAGUAUAACAGUAGCUUUAAUCGGACACUUUUUGUAGAUCGACGAUAAGAUCGUGACAUCACACACAUAGAAUUUAUAUAGUGUAUAAGCGAUUUAUCCGAUUUAGUAACAGGAACAAUGAUAUUUCGUAAAAUGUUUUUUUUUUUUAUAUAAGCGUAUGUGAUGUAGCGUUUGUACGAGCGAUAUCAACCGUAUAAAAGAAUAUCAAAUACAAUACAAAUUAUUGAAAGGGAGACAGAAAAAAAGUUGAAUAUUGGACGUACUUGGGAUUGUUAGGAAGGUGUUGCUGUGAUCUUACUCGAAACUUUCUACCGGUAAUUCUAUUGUGCGUUUUGCAUAUGGAAUUGUAAUUAAUAAGACUGCAGAAAAGAUUCAAAGACUCUGCGCAGUAUCGUAGACUUAAUCAGCUGUAACACUUCAUCUCCAUCACAUGACAUCAUCAAAAAUAAAUUGUAUAUAAGUAUUUAUUCAUCGAAAAAACGAAAACAGUCUUUAUGUGUAUAUCAUUUAUGAUGCAAUCUGUCAAAAAAGAGUGUAUAAUUGGCACAAUUUCUUAUAUACGAAUGAAUAUCGUUAAAAUAUUAUAGGGAAAAAAAGAAAAA